GGCGUUUGUCGUCCCAAACCUGAGCGUGAGAAAGUUUUAUUUAUUUUUUGUUUAAUCCCAAACUUACAAGCGAACCCGCUCAAGAAGAGCAACCACAAAGUUAUGAACGCAACCUUCAACUCUGCGCUCAAGCAGAGCACCAACAUCCGUCGCGACCUCGGAAACAUCACUGACCCGACGCCCGCUGCCCUCGGCUCCCUCUCCGCCUCGCUCACAUCCUUUUCGCGCACCAUAGACGAGUACAACACCCUCGCCAAGCAGGAGCUGAACCCGGCCAAGCAAGAAAAGGCCUUUGAGCGCAUCCGCAACUUCCGGGAGGAGCUGCACGGUUUCCGAAGCCAGCUAGACAGCCUCAAAGCCGCCAGGGAAGAUGCCGCGCACACCCAGAACCGGUCCGAGCUGCUCGGCCGUCGGCCGUUUGUCACCUCGACGCCCGAGAAUCCCUACGCCAACGCCACCGCCGCCGGCGGCGGCGGACAGCACGGCAGUUAUUCAAAUCAGCAGCAGCAGCAAUCAUCCCUGAGCAUGGGCAGCAACGACAUGACGCGCGAGGCGCACGCUUUGCGCGAGCAGGACUUCUUCUCGAGCACCAACUCUGCACUUGACGAGUACAUAGCGAGAGGGCAAGCGGUGCUGGGCGACCUCGGUGCCCAACGGGAGAUGAUGAAGAACACGCAGAAGAGGCUGUACUCGGUCGCCAACACGCUUGGUGUGUCGGGUGAGACUAUCCGCAUGGUAGAAAGGCGGGCCAGGCAGGACAAGUGGAUCUUUUGGGCGGGCGUCGUGGUGUUUUUACUCUUUUGCUGGCUUUGCAUUCACUUCCUGCGGUAAAAGAAGACGGGGAAUCUUCAAAAAGAAAAAAAAACGGGAUCUUGUUCAAAAGCGCUUUUCAAUCACUGGGGAUAUUCGACUGAUGGAGGUGGGCUGUAUGCAGGCUGGCCAGAGUGGCUACUACUAUUGUCUGUUUUUCUUGUCUUGUUCGGGAGCGAGGCGUUCGGGAUCAUUAUUUUGUUGGGGCAGACAUUGUUUGGCAAUCAAAGCAUCAAAUCAAAAACCGACAUCAAAAGCUUUAUUUAGCUACUUCAGUG
Messenger RNA from Pyricularia grisea, 1088 nucleotides. RefSeq lists its product as uncharacterized. NCBI's taxonomy places the organism in Eukaryota, Fungi, Ascomycota, Sordariomycetes, Magnaporthales, Pyriculariaceae. The transcript has 2 exons. Gene Ontology annotation, cellular component: late endosome membrane; endoplasmic reticulum membrane; SNARE complex. Gene Ontology annotation, molecular function: SNARE binding; SNAP receptor activity. Gene Ontology annotation, biological process: endoplasmic reticulum to Golgi vesicle-mediated transport; vesicle fusion. Bases 103 to 831 code for a protein of 242 amino acids. The record is from RefSeq and is a predicted model, not a curated record.